Messenger RNA from Gracilinanus agilis (Agile Gracile Mouse Opossum), 1623 nucleotides. RefSeq names its product meiosis specific nuclear structural 1 (gene MNS1). The transcript has 9 exons. Gene Ontology annotation, cellular component: motile cilium. Lineage: Eukaryota; Metazoa; Chordata; Mammalia; Didelphimorphia; Didelphidae. Bases 1 to 1473 code for a protein of 490 amino acids. The record is from RefSeq and is a predicted model, not a curated record. Gene Ontology annotation, biological process: cilium organization.
AUGCCAGGAAAACGAAAGCUGACUGUUGCAGAAAAACAUCAAAAAUUAGUAAAUGAAAACCUCCUCAAAAAAAUACAAAACCAGGAGCAAAUAAAGCUGGGGGAACUAGGCAAAUUACAGAAGGUGAUGUUGGCAAAUGAAGAACGCAUUGCACGGAAAAGAAUCCUCCGUUUACAACAGGAUGAACAAUUUGAAUUAGAUAUGGAAGAGGCUAUUCAAAAGGAAGAAGAAAACAAAAGGAUAAAGGCAAUGCAAAUGGAACAAGAACAAAAAUUGGCUACAGAGUUGGCAAAACUAAAGAAUGAAUGCCUAAAGGAUGAAAAAAUGAGGCAACAAAUAAGAGAAAACAGUCUUGAACUUCGAGAAUUGGAGAAAAAAUUGAAAGCUGCUUACAUGAAUAAAGAAAGAGCUGCACAAAUUGUUGAAAAAGAAGCCAUCAACUAUGAGCAGAUAAAACGUGAAUCUGAAAUAGCCCAUCUUAUGAAAGAAGAAGAGGAAAGAUUCCAUAAGGAAAAGAACGAAGAAGAAAUUAGGCGUUAUAAGGAGAAAAUUAAGUACCAGCAGGCACUCGAGAAACAGCUUGAAGAGCAAGAGAAGAAGAAGCAAGAAGCUUAUGAAGAAUUCCUUCACGAAAAAUUCAUGAUAAAUGAAAUUGUUAGAAAAGUCUAUGAAGAAGACAAAAUGGAAAAACAACAACAAUUAGAAAAAAUGGUUGCAACUCAUAAGUAUAUAGAAAAGUUUAAAGAAGAGCAAGCUCAGUGGCGAAUGAAGAAGCGUGAAGAAAUGGAGGAAGAAAACAGGAAAAUCUUAGAAUAUGCCAAACUCCAGAAGCAGAGAGAAGAAGAGCGGAUGGCUCAAGCCCUAGAGCUAGAGGAAAAAAGGCAGCAGUACAAGAAUUUGAUUGCCCAGCAUUUGCAGAAAAUACAGCAGGAGCAUGUUGAUAUAGAACAAAUGAGACUAGAUUUAUAUGAGGUAGAACAAGCUGAGUUAGAUAAGAAAAAAAGCAAGGAAGAAAUGGAAAACAAAAUCAAAAGGCGUCAACAGCAACAAAGAGAUUUUGCAGAACAAAUGGCUUUCAAAGAAUUGGUUCUUCAAGCUACUAGGGAACAAGAAGAAAUCUUCAGACAAAACAUGCUGGCUAAAUUUGCUGAGGAUGAUCGAAUUGAAUUAAUGAAUGCUCAUAAACAAAGAAUGAAGCAGUAUGAACACAGGAAAGCUAUAGAAAAACUUAUUCAAGAACGGCAUGAACAGUUCCUUGCAGACAAAGAACGUGAAUUUGAAGAAUUUAGGUUACAACAACAAAGAGAAGGACAUAUUAAUGCAAUUGUUGAAGAAGAACGACAAAAACUUCUCAAAAAGCAUGCUUCACAACUACUGGGCUAUCUUCCCAAAGGAGUAAUUAAACAUGAGGAAGACGUUGAUCUGCUUGGUGAAGCAUUCAGGAAAGCUUAUCUGAAAAGCGACCCACAGUGAGAGGAGAAAGAAUGCCAUCAAGAACUGGAUUGCUUUCCGUCACCACUAGAUGUCAGCCUGACUUCUGUAUCAGUUUUGACUGGUCAUUCAUUGUCUUGGUAAAAGAAUCCUUUCUACUUUGGGAUUUUUUAAAACCAUCAUAAUAUCUGA